Messenger RNA from Xenopus laevis (African clawed frog), 1422 nucleotides. Its product is annotated as E3 ubiquitin/ISG15 ligase TRIM25-like. The transcript has 3 exons. The record is from RefSeq and is a predicted model, not a curated record. Lineage: Eukaryota; Metazoa; Chordata; Amphibia; Anura; Pipidae. Bases 1 to 1422 code for a protein of 473 amino acids.
AUGUUAAGGGUUAACAUGAGGUUAAAGUCCAAAUUAAAACCUUGCCCCACCCUGUGUGAGGGGGGUAUAACAUGUCCCACUGGUUAUAUAUAUAGAAAGAGGAUAGUUUCAUUUCUUGUUCCUGAUUUCGCAGCUGCUGAUCUGAGAGCUGAGCUGAGCUGCUCCAUCUGCCUGAGCAUUUAUACUGAUCCUGUAUCCCUGCCGUGUGGCCAUAACUUCUGCCGGGUCUGUAUUGGGACAACAUGGGACACCCAGGUGGAAACUUUCCUUGAAAAUCCUUCCUGCCCUGAAUGUAGAAAGAGAUUUAGUAGGAGACCUGAACUGACAACAGCCUGGAAGCUGCGUGGCCUGGUGGAGAGAUUCCGUCCAACUGAGACAGAGCCGGGGGAGACUGGGAUCUUCUGCACCUACUGUGUCCUCUCUCCUGUACCUGCUGCUAAAUCCUGUCUCCUGUGUGAGGCUUCUCUGUGUGAUACCCACCUGAGGGGGCACAGCAAGUCAGCAGAACAUGUACUGACCCAACCCACUGACUCUUUUAUGGAGAGAAAAUGUUCUGUACACAAUGAGCUCCUAAAGUAUUAUUGCUGUGAGGACUCUGGUUGUGUCUGUGUGUCCUGCUGCCUGGCUGGAGAGCACAGGGGCCACAGGGUGAAGCUGCUGAGUGAGGCCUCUGAGAAGAAGAAAGAGAAACUAAGGAAGGUUCUGGAGAAACUGAGGACAGAGAGAGAGGAGACUGAGAGAGGAGCCCAGAGACUGCAGGAGCGCAGGAGAGAAGUGGCAGAAAAAGCAGCUGGUGAGAUAGAGAGAGUCACUGCCCUGUUAAGAGACAUCAGGGAACAGCUGGAAGCCCUAGAGAAGCGACUCCUGAGUGACAUCUCCAGCCAGAAAGAGAAGCUCUCACUCCCACUCUCUGAUCUAAUGGAUCAGCUGGAAAUAAAGAAGGACGAGCUGUCCAGGAAGAUCCCUCAUAUUGAGGAGCUGUGCAACAUGGCAGAUCCACUCACUGUCCUACAGGAACGGGAAUCACAUGGAGCUGCAGAUAAUGAGGGGGCCAGAGAGAGACAUGAUAUAAAGGUCCCUGCUGUAGGGGAUCUGGAUGUGGAUCUGAUCUCAGAGACAUUACUCACAGGCUUAGCUGCCAUUGUGACUUGGGUAAAGGGAAGGAUCUAUGGGCAGGAGGCUACAGACCUGUUACUGGAUAUAAACACGGCUGGGAAUGAUGUAUCUGUAUCAGGGGACAGGAAAUCUGCUUCCUACUCACUCACAGACCAGUGUCACCCACAAACCCCAGAGAGAUUUCAGUUCCCUCAGCCCUCCACAGAAGGCAAGGCAGUGGCCAACACGGCAGUAGUGUGGGCAUUUUUCACAUCCGCUGAGGACCAGCCAGUAGCAGUGUGCCAGCUUUGCCGGGUGAGAGAUUGA